AUGCAGGUUGAAAAGAAAGACCAAGAUUUUCACGGCUGUGCUUGGUUACCCAAGGUGGAAGAACCAAGUAUAACUUCUUCAUGGCCGAAGGAUACUAGAUUCAUGCUUCCUCAAUUGACUCCAACAACUUCAAAGAAGGACAUGGGCACACAAACCGAAUUGGGAAACUGUUUUGACGCAAGACACGCUUAUCUCGAUGGUUAUAUGGUACGUUUGACCUUGUUUGACCUCAUUGUUUGAUUGUUUCAGUUGUUACCUAUUUCGGUGGCUGCGUUGUCUCCUGGAUUACCUCCGCCGCCUCGAAGUGCCCACUUCUCCAAUUUGGCGACUCCUAACUCGGCUUCAUCGACUGGCUCCAAGAAUGUUUUUGAUUUCAAUCUGAAGAGUUUGAACAUUGAAGGUUUCGGAACUUCUCCUUUAGUUUCGCCAACCGAACCUCGUCGCAAGGGAAGUCAUAUGUUCUGUGGCUUCUGUUUCAACAAUGCCAAGGCUAAUGUGAGUUCUCCAUUUUUUAAGACAUUGAUAAAAUAUUGUACGUUUUAUCCUUUCGACUUUUUAGGGGAUUGAUACUUCUGGUCCAGGCCGCUGGUCUCAACACAAUCUUCGAGAUCAGGAGGGUCGGGUGGAAUGUCCAUGUCUCCGAAUGUUCCAGUGUCCCAUCUGUGGAGCCUCUGGGGAUUCGGCGCACACUCAGCGCCAUUGUCCCAAGAGAAAUCGAAUUUAA
This is a messenger RNA of Bursaphelenchus xylophilus (pine wood nematode), 724 nucleotides long. NCBI's taxonomy places the organism in Eukaryota, Metazoa, Nematoda, Chromadorea, Rhabditida, Aphelenchoididae. The record is from the annotation of a GenBank genome assembly.